Thamnophis elegans (Western terrestrial garter snake) is the source of this 2616-nucleotide messenger RNA. RefSeq names its product vomeronasal type-2 receptor 26-like. Gene Ontology annotation, biological process: G protein-coupled receptor signaling pathway. NCBI's taxonomy places the organism in Eukaryota, Metazoa, Chordata, Lepidosauria, Squamata, Natricidae. The record is from RefSeq and is a predicted model, not a curated record. Gene Ontology annotation, molecular function: G protein-coupled receptor activity. Gene Ontology annotation, cellular component: membrane. The transcript has 7 exons. The coding region runs from base 1 to 2616 and encodes 871 amino acids.
AUGCAAGUGAUGGCUUCCUGGCCUGACACUAACAAGAAGUCCAUGAACAGUGUCAAUCAGAAUUUGAAAUCAAUCUGCCUCCAAUCCAAUAAUGUUCACAGGAAACUUUCCACCUCUGGAGAUGAAACAUUACUUGUGGGAUUUUUUUCCUAUGUCAACCCUGAUGAACGUGCCCAGAGUUUCAAAAAAGUGCCAGUAAUUUCUGAAUAUGGAUCCAUAUUACCAAAAUAUGUCCAGCAUCCUCUUACUAUGUAUUUUGCCAUUGAUGAGAUCAACAAGAAUGCCAAGCUCUUCCCCAACCUCACACUAACACCGCUGAUUGCUCAAACUAGUUUCAAUGCCAUGAAGGCCAGUAAGUUUGUUUUAGAUUUUCUGUUUCUGAUUCAAGGGAGUCCUAUCAACUUCAAUUGUGUUGGAAGAAGGAAUCUGAACUUCUUGCCUAUCAUUGGUGACCUCACCUCACUCAAUUCCAUCCAGAUGGCCCACAUGUUGAACACCUACAAGUUUCCACAGAUCAAUUAUGGUUCCUUUGAUCCAGUCCUGAGUGAUAAAAGGCAGUUCCCUUCCUUCUUCAGCACGGUUCCCAAUGACAAUUUGCAAUACGAGGGGAUUGUUCAUUUACUAAAACAUUUUGGAUGGAACUGGAUUGGCCUCUUGGUCUCAGAGAAUGAGAGUGGGGAAGCCUUUAUUCAAAAUCUCGAACAAAAGCUCUUCCAGAGUGAUAUUUGCAUUGCUUGGAUAGCGUUGAUCAGAAUUUUAGCAGAUGCACUCUUAAAUAGAGGUUUCAUUCAGGAACAGGUAGACAACCUAUUAGGCAUUAUCUUACAGAAGAAUGUCUCUGUAUUCCUUGCUUCUGGAACUGCCCAAUCAAUGGAGAUUUUACAAUGGGGGCUUUAUUUGCGUGAAGCUUACCAAAUGACCCCAAUAGAUCACAGAGUAUGGAUCAUGACCUACCAGUGGGAUUUCACUGUGAGUUUAUUGCCAAUAGAUAGCUUUCUAGUUCAGACUUUCAAUGGUUCCCUAUACUUCUCCCUCCAUAGAAGGACUGUGCCAGGAUUUCAAGAGUUUCUUGAGAAAAUAAAACCUUUGGUGCAUCCCAUUUCAUACAUUGAUUGGUUCUGGGAAUUUGUGUUUCAUUGUUCACUGCCUCCAUAUCGGAAAGGUGUUAAACGCUGCACUGGGAGGGAAAAACUCAAGACCGUCUCUGGCUCUGUGUUUGAAAUGACCAUGUCUGGAGAAAGCUACAAUAUCUACAACGGGGUUUAUCUUGCAGCACAUGCGUUGCAAGCAAUGUAUUCAAAAAGAGCAAAAAGAGCAAAGCCAGCUCCUGUGAGGAAUCAGCCUUUGCAGCCAUGGGAGCUUCACUACUUUCUGAGAAACACCCGCUUUAAUAACAGUGUGGGAGAAGAAAUCUUUUUUGAUGAGAAAGGGGAGAUUGACCUGGGAUAUGACAUUUUCAACUAUGUCUCCUUCCACAAUAAAUCCUUCCAGAGAGUCCGGAUUGGAAAGAUGGUCUCCAAACCUCUUGAUGGGAAGAAAUUCAUUAUUAAUGAAAGUAUCAUUAUGUGGAAUCACAAGUUUCAGCAGGUACGUCCCCAUGCCAGAUGUGUAGAGAGCUGCCAUCCGGGGUUCAGCAGGGUUGUUCAAGAGGGGAAACAUAUUUGUUGCUAUAAUUGUAGACAAUGUCCUGAAGGAAGAAUUUCAAUUGAAACAGAUACAGACCAAUGUGAGAGAUGCCCAGAAGAUCAGUAUUCGAAUGCAGAAAAAGUCCAGUGCCUUCCCAAACGUUUCAGCUAUUUAUCCUAUAGGGAACCCUUGGGAAUCGUUUUGAGUUCUCUGACUCUUUUCUUUUCAGCAAUUCUUAUUUUGGUGGCAGUGACCUUCAUUCUACAUUGGGACACCCCCAUUGUCAAAGCCAACAACAGGAACAUCACGUGCAUCCUCCUUUCCUCUCUCCUGCUGUGUUUUCUGUGCUCUCUGCUCUUCAUAGGUCAGCCUGGAAAUGUGAGUUGCUUCUUCAGGCAAACUAUGUUUGGCACCAUUUUCUCUCUCUCGGUAUCUUGUGUCUUGGCCAAGACCAUCAUGGUUGUUAUGGCUUUCCUGGCCACUAAGCCAGGAAACCAGAUGAGGAAAUGGCUAGGAAACAGACUGACGGGAUCCAUCAUUGUCUUCUGCUCCUGUAUUCAAGCUGUUAUCUGUAUGAUAUGGUUGAUCAUAUCUCCUCCCUUCCCUGAAUGGGACAUGCAUUCACAGGUUCAAGAGAUCAUUGUUCAAUGUAAUGAAGGCUCAGAUGCCAUGUUUUACAUUGUACUGGGCUACCUGUGGCUCCUGGCCACCAUCAGUUUUACUGUGGCUUUCUUUGCCAGAAAACUGCCUGAUACUUUUAACGAAGCCAAGCUGAUCACCUUCAGCAUGCUUGUGUUUUGUAGCAUUUGGUUGUCCUUCAUACCAGCCUAUCUGAGCACCAAGGGGAAAUACAUGGUGGCUGUGGAGGUCUUCUCCAUCUUGGGCUCUACUGCAGGCCUCCUGGGCUGCAUCUUCCUGCCCAAGUGCUACAUCAUUCUGCUGAACCCACAUCUCAACACCAAACAGCAUCUGACUAGGAAGACAGAUUAA